UUGCCAAAAAAAAAGAGAAACAAAUUCUUAAGCCUUGAAUAAUCCAUGGAUACUCUUGAUAGCUCCACUCCUUUCUCUCAUCUUAUAUGCCCACAAGAACGAUAUGAUAUCGAUAAAAAUCGCAAAGUGAUAAAAGUCCGUGGGCAAACCUAUCACGAAAUCAGCAGUUCAUAUAUAGGUGAUGACGCUGAAGACAAAAAGUCCAGUCAUUUUCGUCGUCAUUCCUUGUUCCGUUGGAACGAAAAAGACAAAUUAGAUUAUCACUUAAUUUGUUUUUCUUGUCGGAAAAACCUAAUAGUAGGUAACCCCUAUUACUUCCAUUGUAAUUAUUGCUCAUACAACUACCACAAAGAAUGUGUUGAGUCUCCCUCUUUAUUGUUUUCCCUUUAUCACCCAAAACAUUUUCUUCAGCUUCUCUGGCUUCCUGAAAUUAUCAGUAUCGAAAAAAUACAAUGUCAUUCUUGUGGAGAUACACAAUGCCAUUCAUUAUACUACUGUUCUAUUUGUGAAUUUAUGAUCCAUCCUUUAUGCGCAAAAGCCCCAAAACCCAAACAUCCCACUACUAUAUACAAUCGAAAAAGACAUAUUCAUACCCUCCAUUACUUUCCAAGGAGAUCCACUUUAGUUUGCAAUGUCUGUGGGCUGGAAGACAACAAUAAUAGUUUAUAUGUAUGUCUCCCAUGCGAUUUCGUUGUCCAUCAGAAGUGUGUCUACUUACCUUAUGUUAUAAAAGUAUCUCGUCAUAUUCAUCGUCUCAAUUUUACUCGUACUCUUCCUUACAAGGAGUUGACAAAUUGUGGAGUUUGUCAUGCAAAAAUAAACAAAAAUUACGGGGAAUAUUCUUGCAUAAAAGGAUGCACUUAUGCAAUUCAUUCCAAAUGUGCAAUGCGAAAAGAUAUGUGUGAUAGAAAAGAAUAUGAAGGAGAACCUGAAGAAGCAUAUGAAGAUACUGAAAUGUGGGAGGAAGUAAGUGUUGGAAUUAUAAGGCAUUUCAGUCAUCAAGACCAUCAAAUGCGACUUGACAAGAUGAUCGAAAGAGUGAAUGGCAAAACCAAGCAUUGUCAAGCAUGCACACUUCCUUUGUAUGUUGAUGGUAAUGUGUAUCAAUGCAUGCAAUGUGAUUUUAUCCUCCAUGAAUCAUGUGCACAUAUUCCCCGUCUAAAACAAUUCAUACUACAUAUCCAUCCAAUGGUGCUGAAAUGCGGUGAAAGGUGGUUCUCAUGUAAAAAAUGUUGUCGUAUUUCAUGUGGUUUCAAAUACGCGUGUACUAUCCCAGGGUGCGAUUGGGUGUUAGACACACUUUGUGCUUCUGUACAUGAGCCGUUUGAUCAUCACUCUCAUUCACAUCCUUUGUUCAUAACGUCUAAACAAAACACAUUCAAAGCGUGUUCCAUAUGUCAAUCAGAGACGCAACAACCUUUAGAUUGUCUUCAAUGCAAUUUUUCUUUGUGUUUUCAUUGCGCCACACUUCCACACAAGACGAGUGAUAUCGCUCCGAUGAAAGGAUUAUAUGCAUGCAAUGAUUGUGGGAUUACAGUCCAUAUCGAAUGUUUGCUAGGAAGAGAUCCAUAUUUGAAGCCUGGACAAAUUCUGCCUAGCUGGAGAGGAAUGAUCUAUGUCCGUCCCAACACUCAUUCAACUCGGCCUAUAUGUCAAAGUUGUGGAAGACUAUGCUCAUGCAAAACAUGGUUAGAAAUCCGUGGUGAGCGCGCAAUAUGUUCCUUUGGCUGCCACUAUCGCGUUUCUUAAAAGUUAACUUUCUAGAGUAUUAAGAAAUCUUGAAGCAACGUGAUUAUUCUGGAGUUUAGCGGCUGUAAUUCUGUAAACUAAAUUAACUAAUCUACAUCAAACCUGUAUCAGAAUUUGUUAUUUGUUCUUUUCAGUUGCUUAUAUUUCAUUGGUUAUACGAAAGAAGAUGUAUCUUUAAUGAAUAAAUAUAAUAACCGGUAUAUGCUUUUAAACA
Raphanus sativus (radish) is the source of this 1963-nucleotide messenger RNA. RefSeq lists its product as uncharacterized. The transcript is spliced from 2 exons. Lineage: Eukaryota; Viridiplantae; Streptophyta; Magnoliopsida; Brassicales; Brassicaceae. The record is from RefSeq and is a predicted model, not a curated record. The coding region runs from base 46 to 1749 and encodes 567 amino acids.